Messenger RNA from Fonsecaea nubica, 3654 nucleotides. Its product is annotated as DNA (cytosine-5-)-methyltransferase. The transcript has a single exon. NCBI's taxonomy places the organism in Eukaryota, Fungi, Ascomycota, Eurotiomycetes, Chaetothyriales, Herpotrichiellaceae. The record is from RefSeq and is a predicted model, not a curated record. Bases 1 to 3654 code for a protein of 1217 amino acids.
AUGACCUCGAACCGGCCUGAGUCGCGGCAGAUUCUGUCCCAUCAAGAGAACCAGCAACAAGUUGCGCUCGGGCGAUUGUACGAUGCCCGGACUGAAACGGUCCUCUUCCCCUCAAUCUUUAACUCUACGCUUCUUCCUGGCGAAUUUGUCCAGUCGACAGAUCUGAAGCGUCUGUCAUACAAGUGCACCGAGAGUGACUCUCUUGAGGAGAAGCUUUCCAAUCUCGGCAUCUCAAGUGAGCUGGGACUCAGUGUCCUCUGUGGAAUGGCAGAAGGCAGUUGGUGUGCCAAUUACCUUUCAACCAAGAAGGUGAAUACCCACAUUCGACAAGCAUCUACAGCAUGUACGUACACGACAAGAAGCGAAAGCCUUUUCCUCCAGAAUAAGAGCCUGAGGGAUCGUCUGGACUUUGCCGCGCGUCAUAUCAAAGAUGCCACCCAUGUCGUCUGUGGGAUAAAUUGGGGGGCUCGGGCAUUGGUAACCGUGAAGGAGUCCGUGAAACAUGAAGACACCAGCAGUGAGACCAAAUUCAACCUGAACAAGCCUCCCGGUUCUGCCAAGUAUCCGAGAGGAGAGAGGAUGCAGCCCAAAGAAACGGACUUCUUUAGGAAACUCGUCCAGCAAAUCGGGCAGAUAUACGUCGGUGGAAAAGUUGAAUGGGACAGUUCGCUCCGGGCAACCGAAACGGUGCUUGAAUUCGAAAUCGCGGCUGACGUUGCCAACAUCGUCGAAGGCGGUAUUCCUACCAACUUCGAACAAGUCAAGAAUUUUCUUCAGCGCAUUCCAUCGUCGCUUGAGGGCGUGAACGAAGGCAAGGGUGUUCCUAUCUCCUUCUACCUUUUGCCGAUUCAAGAUUUUGCAAUGAUGUUCCAGAUUGAGAUACACCACGACACUCUUGUGAGGAAACUCGAACAAACCGUCCUGGAGCAUUGUCUUUCCCUUUUGGAGAAGCUCGAUGCCACAGCUCGAGAUUGGGAAGUCUACGGUGAUCGUGUGGCUCAGCACCAGCACUGCGUCCCGAAGGCUCAUAUCAGAGAGGUGCGAAUCAUGCGGAAGCAGGCAGAGAGAAAUGCAACAUUCCUCAGGAAAGACCUGACCAGGGGUAUCGUUGGGUUUCGACAAGGUUUUGGAGACAAACAGAACAUUCUGGAUCUCUUAGGUCCAUAUGACGCGCCGGACUCGUGUGAUGAAGACGACGGUCCCAUCCUAGGCGAGUAUGUCGACAAGAUGGACUUUGUUGACACGAUCAAAGCCGCUGGAGUCGGAUACAUUGAUCAUACUCAGCUGUGUGACACCCUCAGCAGCAACAGAACUGGCGACAUGUACAUUCUUUACUUGAGCAAAUCAUCGCAGGGUUCGCAAUCUUGGAGCGAAGAUCGACAGACGCUGAUUGAUCUCAUCAACGGCAUGGGCGACGAAUAUCUCGUGCUCGCCGUGGAUUACGACGCGCCAGAGCCUAAAGCUCUCAAGGAAUCCUAUAUUGAACAACGUCGCGGCAGUAGAGUCAUCGUCCCAAACGUGACGCAGAAAUGGAACGACCUCAACAAGUUGUGUCAACUGAAGUGCGGCGUUGACAAGGAAGCUGAUCGGACACGGAGUGUGAAUCCGCCUCUUGGUCGACGAGUAGUCAGGGUCCCAUGCCCAGGCCAAAACUGUUUCAGGACAGGGAAUCUCAAAUGGAUAUGUCCUAUUUGUGAGGACAUGGUCUGCUACGGGUUCACCGACGAUUACUUGUAUUGCCUUUGCUCCCGCUAUCUCUACACUGAAGCUGUUUUCAAGUGCAAUGGUGCCGUCCACGGUCCGGAAUUCGUCCAAUACGAGGAGAGAGAUCUGCACAAACGGCUGAAAGACCUCGACCCUGGCGAAGAGUACAACAUCCUCAUUUUGGGGAAGUCAGGGGUGGGCAAGUCCAUGUUCAUCAACGCCAUUAGCAAUUAUCUGGUGUUCGAGUCCUUGAAAGCCGCCAUCGACGAUACAGAUGACAUUCAAUACGCUCUACCGUUCCAGUUCCGCUUCCAGGACGAGAAAAAGAAGGAUCAGGCGGUGACCGUGGGCAAAGAGAGGCUCAGACAAUUCGCGGAGGUGUUCUCAAACAGUGGAAAGUCGUCAACGAGAAAGUCGAACGCGUACUGCUUCACCAUUGAUGGCAAGGUGUUUCGCUUCAUUGAUACGCCUGGAAUUUGUGACACCGAAGGCAAGGACCAGGACCAUACGAACGCAAAAGACGUCUAUGAGAUGCUCAUGUCCAUCAAAAAACUCAGUGCUGUCCUCAUUCUGCUGCCACCAAACGAAACACGCCUGGACUCGGCGUUCAGAUAUUGUAUGACUGAAUUACUGUCUCGCCUCCAUCAUGACACAUCACACAACGUUCUCUUUGCAUUCACCAAUGCUAGUUCAACGAACUUCACCCUCGGCGCGACACAGACACCGCUGGACGCUAUUCUGCGUGAUCUGAACACUGGUAUCGUCCGCGGCGUGGCGAACCAGUACUUUGUUGAUUCCAAGGGGUUCAUGUUCCUCGCAGCGCACAAGCAGAACCUCGAAAUGGCUGGUACACUGGACGAGCAUGCAGAAUUAUGGAGACGAUCAGCAGAGGAAGUCGGCCGACUCAUCGCCACCGUUAUGAAGCUGCCAACUCACGACGUUGGUAUGACUCUCAAGCUCCAUCAAACCGAGAACUUCCUCGAUGGAAUGGCGAAACCCCUCGCCAGCUUUAUAACAACCUCCAAAGAGACGUUGGACAGCUUGAAAAAGGCCGAGGAUGAGCUCACGGAUGCUAUCGCCCGAGGCGAAAACCUUGCACAGAAGGCCAAGAACAGGCUCACAAUAACGGUUCCGGUACGGUACGACCUCAAACAUAAACGGACCGUAUGUUGUCAUCCAAGCUGCGUCAGCCAAGUACAAGGUGAGGAUGGCAACUUGCGCACUGCAUUUACAACCAUCUGUCAUAAUGAAUGUGACGUCGAUGUGCCGGAUGAGAUUCGGGGCGCCGCAGAACUCAGGUUCUGUAGACCGUUCAGAAGGGUUCUACAGAUUAUCUGGGGCUAUGAGUGUAAAAUGCAGGGUUGCGGGCACGACUGGACCGAUCACAUGCACAUUUCUUACGAGCUUAGGAACGAGAUCAGGACGAUCGAUGACGAAACGGUCCUGGAGGACAUCAAGAGCAACGAGGACGCAGUGCAACGAAUUGAGCGGAAGAUCCUCGAGGCCAAGCUCCAGCAGAAAACGGCGCAGGAGGAGCUGGAUAGAAUCCAGGACGCCCGGGUCAAGUUCUACGUAUACCGGGCUCUGACCUCCCUGGGGACCUCGCGGGCGCAGCCCGACCCAACCGUCACGUACUUGGAUUUGCACAUCGCGAUAGCUAAGAAUGACGGCCGCCAGUCCGAUGCCGCCGAGCUGAUGGCUCAGAAAUCAGAGCAUGUCGCCAAGGUAGAGGCACUGACCAGAGACAUUACCGCGGGCAAGGCCAGCUGCCCUGACGAGCGGGUCGUGGACAGCGAAAUUGAAGGCUUGAGAGCCAUGCCCCUGUUUGGAAAGUACCUCAGCGAAGCAGUCGGCCCAAGUCCCGAACCCGUCCAGGAAACACGGCAUCUCUAUGUCGACAUCAAGCCGAAGCAAGUGGGCACCUGGAUGGGUUGGUUACGACGUGCCUAA